AUGAGUGAUAUGCUCCACACGUUCACAAUAGCAUGUCUUGAUUUAAAUACUAAUCCACAUGAAGGAAAAAGACGACAAUUAUUGGCUAAAUGUUUCAAAUUUUUUCGUACUGUAGCAGAUUGUCGACAAUACAUGGAAGAAAAUAAAAGCGAAAAUAUCAUCUUAGUAACAGUGGAUUCUUUGGGGAAAAUAAUUCUACCGACCAUACACGAUCUUCCUCAAUUAACUGCCGUCUAUAUACAGUGCGCAGAUAAAGAAAAAACCGAAGACUGGACACGAUGUUAUACAAAAAUAAAAAAUGUCGAUACCGAUUCUUCUUCUCUGUUACAACAGUUAUAUCUCGAUGAAAUCAAAUCUAAAAAUACAUCACAAAAUUCAUUUCGAGGAAUCGAUUUACAAGAUCAAACGUCAACAAUUAGUAUUUACAAUCGAUCCGAAGCUUCAUCAACAAAAUUGAAUGGAAAUUUUUUAUGGUUUCAAUUGUUCAUCGAAAUUUUACUAAAAUUAUCAUUUACGAUUUCAACUGCGAAAAAGGAGUUGAUCGAUUUAUUUAAAAAUACAUAUGACAAUGAUGAAAUCGAACAACGUAAAAUUAGAGAGUUCGACAACGAUUAUGUGUCUGAUAAAGCAAUAAACUGGUAUACGAAAGAUUUUUGUUUAUAUAGACUCCUUAACAAAGCUCUAAGAAAACAAGAUAUUGAUUUACUUUAUACAUUUCGAUUCUAUAUAGCAGAUGUACACCAACAAUUACAAAGAGAAUAUAAACAUUUGAAAGCAUCAAGUACGACGUCAGUGUUGCAUGUUUAUCGAUCGCAAGCAAUCAGUUCUAUUGAAUUACAACGCAUAAGGCAAUCUCAAAAUGAAUUUAUAUCAAUGAAUUCGUUUCUAUCAACAAGUAAAAGCAAAGAACAAGCUUUAUCCUUUAUAUUGGGUGCUGAAUCAACAGAUGAUUUAGCUUAUGUUCUUUUUGAAAUGUAUAUUGAUCUUAAAUUGAAUUCGUCGAAACCAUUUGCUGAUAUCACAAUGUUAAGCGCUAUUGAAGGUGAAGAAGAAGUCCUUUUUAUGUUGGGAUCAAUAUUUCGUAUACAAAAUGUUACUCAAGAUGUCAAUAAUAAUCUUUGGAUUGUGUCUUUAGAAUUAUGUAGUCAAGAUGAUACCGAAUUAAAUUCUAUAUUUAAAUAUUUUACAAAUAAUUUUGGCGAAAAAACAAGUUUGUGGCAUUUAACUGAUUUACUUUUUGAUAUGUAUGAACUUGAUAAAUCAGAAAAAUUCUAUAAGCGUUUGAUUCCUGAAGUAUCGGAAUGUGAAGCAGCCAUAUGUUAUGACGCUCUAGGUGUUAUUGAAAAUGAAAGAGCUAACUACAAUCUCGCCUUAGCAUACCAUAAUCAGUCAUUAAACUAUUUGAUAAAAAUUGUUGAUGAUAAUCAUCCUUUACUUGGUUAUACAUACGAUCAUCUUGGUACUGCUUACAGAAAUUUAGACGAUUAUGAUCAAGCUUUGAAAAAUCAUCUGCUAGCGUGCGAAAUUUGGUUAAUGGUCUAUGGUGAUAAUCAUACCGAGAUUGCCAGAUCUCUCAUUAAUAUUGGCCUUAUUCAUGAUAAAAAGCAAGAUUUUGACAAUGCACUAAGUCAUUAUUUCUAUGCUUUAAAAAUAUAUGAAGAAAAUCAUCUCCCAAAUGAUCAUCCAUUGUUUGGUUUACUAUUUAAUAAUAUUGGUUAUAUCUAUUUUCAACAAGAUGAUUACAUUGAAGCAUUAAAUUAUUACAAUAAAUCGCUAGAAGUUCGAUUGAAAUGCUUACCAUCAUUGCAUACCGAUAUUGGGGUUACUUAUCAUAAUAUGGGUGCAUUGCAUUUUAAUCACAAAAGUUACCUUCAGGCAUUGGAUUGUUUCCUAAAUGCUAAGGAAAUUUAUGAACAUUCCUAUGAAAAUACACAUCCGCGUAUACUCAAUCUACGAGAUGACAUACAAAAAUGCCAGUUUUUGAUAAAUCAUUUCAAUCAGAAACAUAUUCAAUAA
This is a messenger RNA of Adineta ricciae, 2016 nucleotides long. Lineage: Eukaryota; Metazoa; Rotifera; Eurotatoria; Adinetida; Adinetidae. The record is from the annotation of a GenBank genome assembly.